Rubroshorea leprosula is the source of this 1217-nucleotide messenger RNA. The record is from the annotation of a GenBank genome assembly. NCBI's taxonomy places the organism in Eukaryota, Viridiplantae, Streptophyta, Magnoliopsida, Malvales, Dipterocarpaceae.
CUGCCCAUCAGAUUCAAACUUUUGAGAUCUUAGUCUACUGAUCCCACUCCUUUCACUUCAUUGCUCAGGUGAUUGACUGAUUGGUGCUAUAAGGUACUCAUGCUUCCCCGCGAAAAGCGCUACUUUGGGAGGAUUCGGCAGAAAGAUUGUCAUAUUCAUUGGUAGAAAAAUGAUCAUAAUGUCAAAAAGGCCAAGAAGAUUCCAGAGCCAACUUUCCCAUCCGAAUCCGCCACUGUUUAUUAUUUCUGAGACCCCACUUUCAUCUCUUUCAACUUAGGGUUUAGAUUUUCACGCUUCGCCUCUCAUAACCACGACCACCCCAUCGGAAAAUCCCCAACUCGAUCCGUUCACGCUAGAUCUCCGCCGUGAUUUAUAGGGCGGAGAUCGUUGACCAUGACGCACCGCAAGAAGAAGAACAAAAAGAGAUCGCGUCCUCCCAAGGCCCCCUCCAAUGCUGCGACCAACGAAAAACAGCGGCAGCAGCAGCUGUUCAGACAGGAACUGUGCCAGCAAGAGGAAGGGAGAAUCGUUGAUUUGUUGACGAAGGCUGUUGAUAUCUCUCUCGAAAAAGUGGAGUCUGCGUACAAACAAGCCCACGAGGAUCUGAUGAAAACCGUCGAGAUUCUGUUGAGUGGGUUAGAUGGAGAUACCAACAGCGAGGGUCCAGAUCCGUCAACGAGAGAAUCCUCAUCGACUCCUGGGUUGGACUUUACGGAAACUGGUUGCGUGCAGAACGUCAUGACUGGAAGGGGCAAGCAGCCGAGCCGAGUGGUGGCAACAAUGGGGAGGGAGUCAAGGGUGCUUGGUCAAGAGUACGCGAGAGCCAGCACUCAUGGGAGCAGGAAUUACUUGAAGGUUCUUACUGGCUCAGAAGCUAUCUCUCCAACAAGUCCAACAAGUAAUGUGUCGGCUCAGGAAGUAUUGGACAUCCCAAAGAGUGCUGAACAUGAUCCAAGCACUACGAACUGGAGCAAUGUAGUAAAGAAAAGGCAGUCUCGGAGACCUCGGUUUGAUGCUUCUACUUCUACAGUUGCAGAGCGUCAACAAGAUAACUGUGGUUGCACCACCAUGAACGUGUAUGAACUUCUUAUAUUUUAUCUUGGGAUUUUGACAUGCCAGCACAACUUGUGAAUGCCUAUUUUUUCCCCAUUAUUCGUCAAACAUAUGAGUUCUCUUAAGGUUUAAUUGAUGCAGGAGCAUAAAGCGUUUUUUUUUUU